Caenorhabditis remanei is the source of this 1275-nucleotide messenger RNA. RefSeq lists its product as uncharacterized. The transcript has 9 exons. Bases 1 to 1275 code for a protein of 424 amino acids. The record is from RefSeq and is a predicted model, not a curated record. NCBI's taxonomy places the organism in Eukaryota, Metazoa, Nematoda, Chromadorea, Rhabditida, Rhabditidae.
AUGAACUGUCAAUGUCAGAGUUCUUGCAACUCUCCUCCAUCACAGCUCGGAUGUUUAUGUCCUCCUCCGAUGCCUUGCUAUCAACAACAACCAGCUCAAACUUUUUACACACAACCGGCUCCACCAGUUAUCUAUCAACCUUAUCAAAACCAACAACAACAACAACGACCAUCAUCCUACUUGGCCAACAUUCCUCCUUAUAUGCAACCGUAUGCCCAACAGCCCACAUUCUUCUCAACUCCUCCUCCAAUACAAGUACAUCAAUUGCCACCUGGAACACCGAGUUUAUCAUACCCAUCGUCAUCUCAAAUGUUCAUCGCUGAACAAUCAUCCAUCAACUCCCAAUAUUCUCCUGCAGGCUCCCCUGGCCCAUCUACAUCAGAUUCGCAAGAUAAACUCAACCUACAACCUCCCGCACUCAAACAAAAAGAAGAGACAUUCGAAAAUCAUGUCAACGAAAAAAGUAGAACUUAUGAAACAGACAGGCCGUUAUCAGACAUUUUCUAUGAGACAAAUACUGGAGAAGAUGAUAAUGAAAUAGACCGAAAUUACUCUCCCAUUCAAACUACGACAGAAAAUGUCUACAGGAAUACAGAUACCACAACAAGAAAGAAUUAUGAGAGUUCCACGUGGCCGACGUCUACUAUUGCGGUGACUACGAAAAGAUAUGAAACAGAAUUGAAACGAGGAGAAGGUAGCAGCGAUAUCAGUAUGUCUGGUUACGGAUUUGACUCAGGUUCCACCUCUGCACCGAUCAUGCUAGAAUUCUUAGAGCACCCAAGACAGUAUGAGAAUAGAAGUCCAGCCACCCCAAAUAACACAGAUAACACAGAUGUGACAGAUUUCACUCAAGAAGUGGAUGCGUUUUACAAAAGUUCGACGAGCCAUCCAAUACAAACUUUCGAGUAUGGAGCAGUUCGGGAUGCCAGAGAUUCCUCAGAUAAUCGAGAAACCUCGACUCCAAAGUUUCCAUUUGACAGAGAUGAGGAAGUGAAACCGAAGAAUAAAUGGACGAGUAAACGAAAGAUUCGAGAAAAAGAAGAUAGUUCAAAGUGCAAUAAUCCUAUUCUGAAAGAUUUGAUGGAGAUGAAAAUGACCGCCUCCCCAUCAAUAUCCAAACAAAUGAUCUACUCAGCUGCCACUGAAAUGUGGGUUGGACGAAAUGUGAAUGUGAUCUGCUCAAAACAUUCUUUCUCAUACGUCGUCGUGACGUCUCCAAUAUUCUGUGAACACAGAAAAAAGGCAUUAACUUGUUUUGUGUUCUUCCAACCUUGA